AUGUUUUGCAAAAAGUCGGUCUUGCUGCUAAUAAUACUUUUUGCAUUUCGAGUUUUCAAUGCAGCCACUACCACUACUUUUUGGCAACCUGAUGAGUACUGGCAGGCAUUGGAACCGGCGCACAGUAUUGCUUAUGGCUACGGUUACCUCACCUGGGAAUGGAGGGUGGCUUUACGGAGUGCCCUUCAUCCAUUACUUUUUUCUGGUGCCUACUCUUUGGGUGCUCGUCUAGGUUUACCCCAAACUCCUGACGCAAUUAUUUGGGCUCCUCGAAUUCUUCAGGCCUUUAUUGCUGCAAUUGGCGACUACUACUUUAUUGUUUUCAGUAAAAACAUUUUUCGCAACAAAUAUCCCACCGACACAAUUACUUUCUACUCGUUCUUUAUUACUACAGGUUCGGCUUUCAAUCUUUUUGUUUCUACCAGAACUUUUUCAAAUUCACUUGAAACUUCGCUAACAACCAUCGCCCUUGCCUACUGGCCUUGGCGACCUACAUCCAUUAAAUGGCCAAAGUUUUACACGUCGCUUUUAAUAGCUGCUUUUUCAUGUGUCUGUCGACCAACAAAUGCAUUGAUUUGGAUCUUUCUUGGAUUAAUCUUAUUUAUCAAGACAAACCAAAAAGUUUCUGUCAUGUUUAGUGUAGUCACCAUUGGAAGUAUUGUGGUUGGAAUUAAUGCUUAUUUAGACCGCUGGUAUUAUGCUCACUCUCAAGCUUACGAACUUUCUACCCCAGAAUCGCCCACGUGGGUUUUCCCCAUGCUCAAUUUUUUAAGAGUGAAUGUUUUAGAGUCUGUUUCUAGUUUUUACGGAACAUCACCAUGGCACUACUACUUUGUUCAAGGUCUCCCACUCCUUCUUAUUGGAUAUCUUCCUUUCACAUUGUUUGAUAUGCUCCGCUCAAAGUCAUCCCAUAGCACUUUGCUCGUUGUUUUUAUCGUUGGGGUGUUUUCUCUCCUUAAACACAAGGAAGUUCGUUUUAUUUAUCCUAUCAUUCCAAUUUUGCAUCUAAAAACGCUAAAUGCUUUUUUGAAAGGGAGAGGCUCUUUCAUAUUUUCUAAAGCUGUUUUUGCAGUAAUUAUUUUGCUCAAUAUUAUUGUUGCAACUUUUUUUAACACUGUUCACCAGCAAGGUGUCAUGAAGGUUUUGCAAUACCUUCGUAACGAACCAUCUCAGCCAUCACCAGAUGGCAGUCUAACACCACUUAGUAUUGGAUUUUUAAUGCCAUGUCAUUCAACCCCUUGGCAAAGCCAUAUUCACAGACCGGAACUUGACUCGUGGGAUAAGCUUUGGUUUUUAACGUGCGAGCCUCCAUUGGGUCUUAAUAUAUCCGAAAGAGCCAACUAUAUAGAUGUUUCGGACCAAUUUUAUAAUGACCCUGAAACUUUUAUUAGCAAGCAUUUCCCUCCAUUAUCAACUUUAACUUUUCAAAAAAACGCUAAAGAUAAAAAAUAUGCUGAACAAGAUUUGAAGGAAGACGAUGUAAUCUCGCGUCAAGCAUCGAGGGGAGAAGAAAUAAACGAAGAAACAAUUUUAUCAGUUUUGGGAGAAAAAUAUGAAAAUAAUAUUGAAGCAAGAAUCAAUUAUGACUACAUUUGGCCUUCGCGCUUAGUCUUUUUUGAAUCUUUGGAACCAGUAAUCAAAUCUUUGUUACAGGAAACACCCUACUACGAGUGUCGGAGAUUUUUCAAUUCGUAUUUCCAUGAAGAUUCGCGCAGACAAGGUGACGUCAUUGUUUACUGCAAAUAG
Molecule: messenger RNA, 1746 nt
Organism: Magnusiomyces paraingens
Lineage: Eukaryota; Fungi; Ascomycota; Dipodascomycetes; Dipodascales; Dipodascaceae
Exons: 2
Coding region: 1-1746 (581 amino acids)
Biological process (GO): GPI anchor biosynthetic process
Cellular component (GO): endoplasmic reticulum membrane
Molecular function (GO): alpha-1,2-mannosyltransferase activity
Source: RefSeq, a predicted model, not a curated record